AUGACCCCAGGUUCACUGCUCAGAGGCAUCAAGAAGGAGGUUGAAAUUCUAUACGGGGAUUAUGGUGCAGGCAUGCUCAACGGGCUACAGAUCAAGUAUCUUUCCCUGGCAACGUCCACCUUUAUCAUCAAAUGCUCUCGCGCCAUGUGCUCAAUGUUGUGGUCAGCCUUGACUUUUAUGGGCCGCGUCCCUAACAAGGACGGCACAGGGAAGCAUUGCAUAUUCCGCGUGGUGCGCGUCAGCGGUACAAUUCGCAAAGUCGAGGAAGAAGCCAUUCGCCAAAGCAGGGCUCUCAUCGUCGCAGCCAAGCAGGAAGCCAGUGAAGCACAAGGCUCGAUAUCCGGCAUCACGCGACACACCGCUGGCACGCAAUCAUCGGCACAGAGUCACCUUGCAAUGGUUGAUGACUCUGACGAGUCAAUGGACGACGCAGAUGGUUGA
Molecule: messenger RNA, 441 nt
Organism: Emericellopsis cladophorae
Lineage: Eukaryota; Fungi; Ascomycota; Sordariomycetes; Hypocreales; Bionectriaceae
Product: Rpp14 family
Exons: 2
Coding region: 1-441 (146 amino acids)
Biological process (GO): tRNA 5'-leader removal
Cellular component (GO): ribonuclease P complex
Source: RefSeq, a predicted model, not a curated record